Eufriesea mexicana is the source of this 9099-nucleotide messenger RNA. It is a transcript of the gene bark, whose product is annotated as C-type lectin domain-containing protein bark beetle. The record is from RefSeq and is a predicted model, not a curated record. Gene Ontology annotation, biological process: cell-cell junction maintenance. Lineage: Eukaryota; Metazoa; Arthropoda; Insecta; Hymenoptera; Apidae. The coding region runs from base 101 to 8902 and encodes 2933 amino acids. Gene Ontology annotation, cellular component: membrane. The transcript has 27 exons.
UGUUCUACAUAAACUUUGAUUUCAUUAAAGUGUUAAUAUAAUAAAAUCCGUCUGACAAAAGUUACAUUAGACAUAAAAAGUUAAGAGUGUGUACAACAAAAUGCGCGUCCUGUGUUUGUUAAUAACUUUUCUGACUGUUUAUGGACAGUCAGAGAAAGGGUUCGACCAAUCAUCUAUUUAUUAUACCGAGCCGACUUUCAUCAACGUCAGUAAUAAUUCCAAUGGUGGUCUCACGGAGUUGCACGGUAGUCAUAUUGUUCGGGGCCAACGAUUAUUGGAAAGAUCGAAGAGCCCUUAUCUGGUGCGGGAAGAUUUGUUCGUGGAACGCGAGAGCGAGCUCGUGAUAGAACCAGGAGUAGAGAUCCGGUUUGGUCCCAUGGUCGGAAUCACGGUUCGUGGUAUGAUAAUUGCAAAGGGGCAGCCACAAGCGCCAAUUAUAUUAACUGCGGCAGAAACGAAUAAUCAGAUUCAUCCUGUCGAAUCACCGCUUCUGAUACGUCUGGUCGAUGGACCAACUCCACUUGAAGGUAGAUUGGAACUUUUCCAUAGUAACGAUUGGAGAGCUGUUUGCACGAAUUCGCGAAAUUGGACUCGGGCCGAUCUGGAAACAGCAUGCAGGCAGCUCGGUUUCCAGGGUGGAAGAUGGUGGUCGUGGAUGGAUCGACAAUGGCCUGCAAAACCACGAUUGCUUUACGAGCAACCGGGUUGUAGAGGCACGGAAUCCUCUUUAACAAGCUGCGAGAAAUGGUCUGAAAGGCAACUUGGUGGUGGCGUCUGUGAUUAUCAUCCUGAUCUUGGAAUAUCGUGUUUACCCCGUCACGAUGGUGCCACAAAAGCAAUUAAACAUUGGCGAGGCAUUCGUUUCGAAGAUGCAUUGUAUAGUCGACCACUGAUUCAAGAAAAUACACUUUACAUACGAAGAUCAAAGUCAAUUUUACAAAACGUUAUAAUAGAACAUGCAGGAACAGGUCGGGAAUAUAAUGUUACCUCUGCGAUCGAUAUCGAGGGUGUUCCACCGCAAAUGGAAUCGAUUUCUGUUCUGCAUGCAGCCUUUACAGGUAUUAAUGUUACCACACCAGACGCUCCUAUUAUAAUCAACAAUAGUACCAUUCAAAACAAUAGGGGAUAUGGGAUUUACGUAAACAGUUCAUCUGGAAUGACACAUAUUAAUGAUUGUAAUGUAUUAGAUAACGGGGCUGAUGGAAUUAAAUAUGUUCAUUUUGAUGAACGACCUGAUGAUAAAUUGGAUCGUACAGAGGUGUUUGAUUUAUGCACGUUUCCAACUACGGCCAGUCAAACCUUUCCUGUUAUAAUAUCUAUGGAACAGAGUAAAUAUACACCUAAUACGAAACGAUGUCCACAACAUAUUUUUACGAGACAAGGGCAUGUGUUAACUAUUCAUUUUUUGCAAAUGAAGACUGACAUAAAUAACAGUGCAACGAUAGAAGUGUUUGAUGGAAUAGGCGAAACGGAAAAGAUGUUAGCUAGAGUAAAAGUCAAAAAUGACUCGUUACCACAAAGUGUUACGACGAGUCGACAGAAUUUGUAUGUAAAAUUUAUCGCUGAACCACGCACGAACACAAUCGUUUUUGUGCGACUGUCUUCGAGCUAUAAGAAAGCUUACGAUCUGAAUGUGACUGGAAGCGUCAUAGCGAGUAACAAUGGGAGAGGAAUUGCAGUAGAGAAACUACGGUCAGCUCUACACGUUCAUGAAACUUCCGUAUCCAGCAAUAAACACUUAGCUGGUGUGCAUGUAUUGGGUGGAGCUGCGGAUGUGAAUAUUACGAGUAGUCGUAUAUCUUUUAAUUCAGGGGACGGCGUGAACAUCACUCAUACGGGAGGAAAUCGUAAUGUGUCUCGGACAAGUAUUUCCUCUAAUCAGGGUUAUGGUUUUGCAGUAUGGUUGAAUGACAGCACAACUAUCGAAUAUGUUUAUUUUAAUCAGACUACUGUAGUUGAAUACUCACAAAUAUUUCGGAACAAAGAUAUUGGCAUCCUAAUUGGCAAUGCAACUGGCACUUCGUAUGUGAAUGUGACGGGUAAUUGGUUGAAUAAUAGCGCCGAGACUGCGGUGCAAGUGGAGUCUAGUUGGAAACAGGAUACAGGAUUGUUAAGACUCCAAAUUGGUCACAAUUCUUUCGUACAAAAUACAAAGUUGGCGAUCAAAUUGAGUCCUGCUCUUAAUUUAAAAGCAACAAUAGAAUACAAUCAUUUUAGAGAACAAUCUAAUGGCUGUAUAUUAAUCAGGAAUCCUCUCUAUGAAGAAUUUAAUAUUUUGCCUGUGGAUAUUAUUAUUAGACAUAACGAAUUUUAUAAUAAUCGUGGAACCUUUGUAGUCAGUAUUGGUCUUUCACCGUAUAGUGACGUUCAGACAUUAUUAUUCACCAGAAAUUUCUUACGUGAUAAUCGUGUUCGAGAAAUGUUUGAUCGUAGCACUGCUAUGAGAUCCAGAUUAAUUCCGCGUUCUAGAGUCGCGGCUAUAGUUGUUGUUUCAUCAAGCAAUGUUGAAGUUUUUCGUAAUAUUUUACAUAAUCCUGAAUCACGAUACGAAAUUGGCUCCCACUUGGAGGAUCAGAGUAAAAUUAUUAAUUGUACUUACAAUUGGCUUGGAUUUACUGAAGAAAAUAAUAUAUUUGAGAGAUUGUUUCAUAGGAAAGACAGAUACAAUCUAGCCAAAAUUCAGUAUUUGCCGUAUUUGUUGCACAGUAGCAAUCCAGGAGCCAACACGAUCAUUUCAAAUCCAACAUUUGUACCACCAUUCGUUACAACUGGUACAAAUUUAGUUGGCGGUGAAGUCGAUGGCCAGGAAUCAUUAAAUGCUGGAGAAUACAUGGUCGAGAGAGAUAUUAAUAUACGUCCGGGUGGAAAAUUGAUUCUCCAUCCUGGAGUUAGUUUACGUUUUCCACCAGCCGUAGGAAUGAUGGUCGCUGGAACAUUAGAUGCUCGUGGAAAAAGACCAAGUGAUAUUUUAUUUACUUUGAAAGAAGAACUUCUCAUGGAUUCAGGUAACGAAACUCUUAUGAAUGAAGGGCUCAGUGAAAUAAAUGAAAUGGACCUUAUGCCUGUAAGGCUCCUUGGAGGAAAAACUAAUCUUGAAGGAAGACUACAGGUAAAAGUAGGUGAAAAAUGGGGAACAGUUUGUAAUUACGGUUGGACAAUUCAGGAUGCAGCCCUUGUCUGUCAUCAAUUAGGUUUCACUUUAGACCCUGAUAAUUGGCUUAUGGAACGAUCGCAAAUUCCAAACGCUGGUAUCAAUGAAGAUAUUGUUUUAAGUAACGUUAGGUGCACUGAAUAUGAUAACGAUAUAUCGAAGUGUAAAGCAGAAACAGAGCAGAAUUUUGAGAAUUCUUGCACUCACGAGAACGACGUGGGCGUUAGAUGUUCAGAAGCUGCGUGGGCAGGUCUUCGACUAGGGCCGUUGGCUUUAAGAAGCGAUCUACAGUUUGUAACGAUAGAAAAAGCAGGUUUACUUGAUUACACCACAAAUUCUUUUAAACCAGCUCUUCAAAUUGAUUUUUCAAGACACUCACUGGACAGUGUUAGAAUAAUUGAUAAUUUACAAGAUGGUUUAGGAAUCUUAUACUCAGACAUAUACUCUGUAAAUGCUGUUAAUACAGUCAGAAAUAGUGAUUUCUCACAAAAUGGAGGCAGUGGAAUCAGUUUCAAACAAUUAGGAAUGAAAAUUAUUAAUUCUCGAAUUGAAAAUAAUAAAGUUGCAGGGAUAAGGCACAAUCCUGCUCUUUCUGCAGUUCAACAAAGAGAAUUUGCAGGAUGGUUUUUGCGUGUACCAGAUUUAAUUGAUUCCUCAUAUAAUCCAGUAGUUAUACCAGAUUAUAUGCAAGACGUUGAAUUAGCAAAUGAAGAAACUAAGUAUAUGAUAACGAUUAAAGUUACCGGUGAUCCUAUUCGAAAACGUAUUCUUAUUAAAUGUACACCGGGCUACGUUAUCGGUAUUCAACUUCUAAAUCCUAUUGAAAAUCGUAGUACAGAGCAGAUUAUCUUACAUGACUCGCAAUAUGUUUAUCCUAGUCAGGAAAUUUGGCACUUGAAACGUGAUUUAGCAAUAUUUCCUGUAACAUCAACUUCUUUUGCUGUAAUUUUAGAAUAUGACAGUGGCUCAAACGCACUUGGAGGCGCUGUUAUUGUUAUCACAGCUCUGCAAGCUCCAAUACAGGAUACACGAAGGAAAAUUUCAAAAGGCCCUAUUCCAACAUUGGAGGUAACUAAAACUAAAAUCAAGAAUAAUAAGAAAGGUAUACUUGCGUCUUUUUAUAAUCGGUAUCUGGACGAAAUUGGUGACCAUUUUCUUCGAAAAGCAAAUGAAACUAUACAACUGGUUGCUUGUGAAGUUUCUCAUAAUCAAGAAGAAGCUAUUUACAUACAUUCUCCUCAUUGGAACAUUUUUCAAACUAAUAUGUCUGAGAUUGCAAUUCAUAUUAAUGACAGUUUAAUUACGGACAAUGGUAAAGGAAUAUAUCAAUUCAGUCGUGAUGCAAGACAUUCGAAUAAUCUUUUUCAUUGGAUAAUGCAAGAUAGUACAAUUGAAAGAAAUAAAAGAGGAGGUUUUGAAGUACUUUUGCCUGAUGUAUGGCAAUAUAAUGAGAAUUUCACGCAUACUUUAUACUUUGGAAAUAAUACAUGGCGAAACAACGAGCAAUUUGGCUUCAUAAUUGAUGGACACUACACUACUUUGAAUAUUUCUCAUAAUCGAUUUGAGGGAAAUCAAUGUAAAACCGGUUUGAUUUCCAUUCGAGGAAUGGAAAAGAAAAUGCAAAUUAAUAAUAAUUAUAUAGAGAGUAAUACUGGGAUAUACAUGGUAGAAUUCAAGGCAGAUAGUCAGUCUGAAAUUUUGGGAAAUGUCGACGCUCGUUUCUAUAAUAAUGAGGUCAAGCGAAAUAGUUAUGAUCUAGCUGCUAUGGGACCCCGUCGUAUUGACGAUAGUCCUAGCUAUGUUGUUGGUUUUCAUGGUAUACAAAAAGUUCAGAUAAACAGAAAUUUAUUCGGUGAUAAUUCCUUGGAUUAUGAAUUAUUGGCUGGCAUUAGGACAGCUAAAAUCAAUAAUGAAGUCGAUGUUACAGAAAAUUGGUGGGGAACUACCAAUGAUACUGAAAUACGGCAAAGUAUUUUUGAUUUUGAUGACUGGAAUAAUCAUGCAGUUGCAAAUUACCGACCUUUCUUAACCAGUGAUACUUUUGAUUCUUCAGUAUCUGCAUCCUGGCAGAUUGGAAAAGAGAUAGAUCUAGAUAAUUUAGGUGGACGUAUAAUAGAAAAUCUAUCCAUCUAUGCUAGAGACAAACCCUACUUUGUAAGAUCGGACAUCACAAUUAUGCCUGAAGCCACAUUACAUAUUUAUCCGGAUGUUGUUAUGGAAUUUGCUCCCAAUGUUGGAAUUCUUGUUCUUGGCACACUGAAAGCUGUAGGUGCGCCCGAUCAUGAAAUUAUAAUGAAACCAAUGGAACGUAAAAAUGUUAACGAAUCUACAAAUGAGAAAUUAAGAAGAAGUGGAAAUAUUGUUUCUGUAUCGGAGGAAACUAUACGUCUUUGUAAAGAUGGACGAUGUUCCUCUUUAUAUAAUGAAGGAUUUUUGGAAUUCUUCAAUAAAACAACUUUACAGUGGAUCCCUUUAUGUGAUACUAGGUUUACUGAAAGAAAUGCACAAGUAGCCUGUCGACAAUUGGGUCACGAUUCACUUAAUGUCUACGUAUCCUAUGAUAGAAGAUACGAGCUUCAUCCUGGUUCUUUAAUACGCGUUUGGUCAUGGCCUGAACCACUGCAGUGCAGUGGAAAAGAGGAAAAAUUGGAAGACUGCCAAAUUAGACUAAAUGGCCAGUUAUACGGCCAUCGACAUGAAUGCCCAUGGGACAGUCAAUUCGUUUUUAUAAGUUGUGGAAAACGGAAUUUAGAUGAUGCUCAUGAUUAUUGGGGUGGAAUAAGAAUUGCAAAUAGUGAAUUUGAACAUCAUUUGUAUGAACAUCGUAUUCACGAUGUUGUGACUCACGAAACACUAAGACGUGUUGAAUCUAUAUUAAAAUAUAUCAAUAUAAUUGGUGCUGGUAUUUUGCACUUUGAAAAAUCAGCUGCUUUACAAACAAUUAUGAAAUCCCCAACGAUAACACAUGUUAACAUAACUCGCAGUGCUUAUCACGGUAUUAACGUGAUAUCACCAACUCAUACGGUCGAAUUACUAUUUAACACAAUCGAUAACAUACUUGGAAAUGGCGUGAACGUACUUUCAAUAACUGGAGAAGGUCGGGAGGCAGAUGAAAGUUCAUUUACUCCAAUUAAAGAUCUUAGUAUUCCUUAUCAUUUAUUCAGCAUGAUCGAUAUUUGUGAUACUACUAAAGAAAUUACAUUGGAAGAGCGAGUUAUAGUUUAUUAUAAAUAUGACAAUCAUCCCGUGAAUUGUGUUAAGAUUUUUCGCAGUGUUUAUAGAGCAAAACCUUUCGGAUUUAGGCUUUUGCAAUUUAAUUUAUUUAACUCUACUGGAAAAUUUGGUCGAACUGAUAGCAUUACUUUAUAUGAUGGAGACAUUUACAACAUCACUGCCAAAAGCAUAGGUCACUUAGAAGCUAAUAGUCUCGAUGAGAAAAAAUUAUUUAAAACUCAAGGACCAAGUCUUAGUGUAAGCCUAUUUGCUAAUGGUGCAAGCAAUGUACAUGGAUUUAUUGCAGAAGUAGUUACUCUACCAAUUUCUGCCAUUGGAUUCAAUCGUGAUGUGCAACAUAAUAUUUCUUAUUCUGUGAUAUCUAACUGCCGUGAAGGCGCAAUUAAAUAUGCUAGUGCUGGCGAAGUCAAUGCUAUAAUGACUCUUGAACGUAAUCAAUUCAUAAAUAAUUGCGAGAAACUUUAUGGUAAUUUUUCAACCUGCAAGUCCGCUGUAUGGUUAGAUAUUCAAAAUACUCAGUCUUUAUAUUUUAGAAAUAACGCUGUUCGAAAAAAUCAAGGUGGUCUUUCGAUUCGAGCUGAUUCCAGAGGUUCAGCAACGUCUUUGGAAGGAUGGAUCCACAAUAACGUUUUUGCAGAAAAUUUUAAUAAACCUGCUUUAUAUGUGGAAGGGCGACAAAGCAGUCCUUAUCAAGAAGUUACUAUAUUCAGAAAUUAUUUUACAAAAAACAAUGCUCCUUAUGACAAUAAUAUUGUUUUAAAACAAGUAGUCAGUAAUAUGACUCUAAAUUAUUUGCAUGGCAAUCUUGGUGCGCAUCUUUUGGAAAUCUCCGGAUUCGAAGGAGUUCGUUUACCUAUCUAUCAAAGCACAUCUCAUAAUGGCUUCUAUAAAAAUUAUGCAGUAGAUCGUAAUGGUCGCAGCACAGUAGUUGCUGGUACUCCUGGUCAACAAUAUGUGGAUAACGUUUUCUUCAAUCCAGAUAAUGAUUAUGAAAUGCUUACAACAAAUAGAUCACAGCAAAUAGAAAUGUGGAGAUCUCACAUAGAUGCACGACACAAUUGGUGGGGAUAUAACGAAACGUUAGCUGUUGCUGGUAGGAUUAGAGAUAGAGGAGAUUCUCCAGAAUUGCUACAAGUUGAUUAUCAACCUUUCCACAUGAGUAACAAGUCUGUCUUAAAUGGUAAAUGUCCACCAGCGUGGGAUCUGGUGGGCGACACAUGCUAUAUAUACAUUGGUGCUCCUAUGGAUUUUUAUAGUGCUCGAGAUUUUUGCAGAUCUGUAAACGCGUCUAUGCCAUUUAUCAUGGGCAACUAUUUGGAGCUUUGGCAAUUUUUACGGAAACAACAGAUACGAUACGAUUAUUCUGAUCGUGCUUGGGUGCAACAGUUAGAUCGCGUGGAUCAAUGCACAACUUUCACGUAUCAAACUAUUGAAGUUGACUACUGUGCUCAGCCAAGUCCCUUUAUUUGUGAAAUCGAUCCUAGAGUAGAUAUUGAUCCAUUAUCUUGGAGGAAGGAUAUAGUUGCAGUGGCUGUGUUAGUGUCAGCCGGUGUAGCUCUUGCAUUAUUAACAGCCGCUAUUGCACUUUGGGCGUCUAAAUCAAAAAGAAGAAAUCUCGAAAGAUUAGAAAGACGGAAUUCAAUCCGACAAUCUUUGCAUUCUUUACGAUCAGUUGGCUCCACCUCUGGAUUUACUGAACUUGCAUACCGACGCAAACCUAUUGCGACAAAACACUCUACAGAUACUUUAAAUUCAAAGUCCCUAGAUUACAGGAGAAUGUUAAAUGGUGGAAGUAUAGAUUCAAUGGACAAAUCUCAAUUAAAUUCGUCUAUGGAAGAUAAUCAAAGUUAUGAUGUCUACGAAGCACAUAAUCCAAGAUAUUCUCCGAGUACCAGCGACUUCAAGAGCACUGCCCAGAAAUAUGGUGCUCCGCAAAGUGGGGAUAAUCCAGUAUUUGAUUUAACUUAUCGUAAUGAAGGUUUUAGAAAUCAUUCUACGUUUACCUCGAGAAGCACCAACGAUUGGCCCAUAGAAUCCACUACAGAAACAACCACUGAUGAAACUCCAGCUGUUGAUGCCACUAAUGAGAGUUCUUAUCUUAAUAAUACCUCUACACUUCCACUGAAUUCCAGUCUUGCCUUAACUGAUUCAAUUAGCGAAUUAAAACGUGACAUUGAAGUAUCAGCAUCUUACAGUCCAAUGGAUUAUGACUCGAAACGUAAUUAUGAUAAUACGAUAUUGACACCAAGUCAGGUAUCAGAACCUGUUCCAGAGUAUGCUCCGAAUUUUAAUCCUCCAAUACCGCCUCACCCUUAUCAUUAUCACGAAGACAGACCUAGGAGUGAGGCAUUAUUAGAAACUAACUUGGAUACUGGAGAAGAGAAACCUUUACGUUCAAAAAGCGAGACUUUAUUAGAGACUAAUUUAGAUGUAUUUUUGGCAAAUGAGCCUACAGAAUUAACGCAACUUUCGUCUGGAGCACGAAGCAAAAGUCAACCUUUGGAAACCGCAAUGUAAAUUGUUAAAAAGGAGUAGAAUAACUUUUGUACAUGUAAAAAGUAAUUUCCAGAAGUGAUUAGUGGUGAACUAAUUUUUAUUAUGCAAUUUAUGAAGCAAUGACUUUUAGGUGGAAAAAAUUUCGAUAAUCGUUAUUCAGCCCACCGAAUUUAACACAUAAGCUGCUGAAACUCAAGAAGAACAAUGAAUUAUCGUUA